UUUAUCUCCUCCCUUCCCAUCCCCCCUAAUAAUCAGUUCUUUUAUCCAGACCAACAAACACACCAUAGGAGCUUUGUGGAUUCAAAGGAUUUGCUUUCGCUUCUGAAAGAGCCGCUAUUCUUUGAUGAUUGGGUAGCGGCAAACUUCAAAGCCAUAAAUCUUCGCUCUGACUGGCUGGCGGCCCAGCAAAGUCCUUAUCAAAUUCUUGGAGGUGAUCCUGAAGCGCUCAGACCGCGCGCGGGGCGAGCGAGCGGGGCGCGGGAGGGGAGGACGCCGAGGCGCGCUGGGCGGCCGUUCGUGCUCGCCUUCGGGUGUCCAUGCCUCGGUGGCGGCGCCCCGCUCGGCAGCCAGCGGCCCCCGAGCAGUAACCAUGGCCGCCGUGGCCGUCCUCCGGAACGACUCUUUACAGGCCUUCCUCCAGGACCGCACCCCCAGCGCCUCCCCGGACCUGGGCAAGCACUCGCCCCUGGCGCUGCUGGCCGCCACCUGUAGCCGGAUCGGCCAGCCGGGCGCCGCGGCGGCGGCCCCGGACUUCCUGCAAGUGCCCUACGACCCAGCGCUGGGCUCGCCCUCCAGGCUCUUCCACCCGUGGACAAGCGACAUGCCGGCGCACUCGCCGGGCGCGCUGGCGCCCCCGCACCCCAGCCUGGGGUUGACGCCGCAGAAACCGCACCUGCAGCCGUCCUUCGGGGCUGCGCACGAGCUGCCGCUCACGCCCCCGGCGGACCCCUCCUACCCCUACGAGUUCUCGCCGGUCAAGAUGCUGCCCUCGAGCAUGGCCGCUCUGCCUGCCAGCUGCGCUCCCGCCUACGUGCCGUACGCCGCGCAGGCCGCGCUGCCCCCGGGCUACUCCAACCUGCUGCCCCCGCCGCCGCCGCCGCCGCCGCCACCACCCACCUGCCGUCAGCUGUCCCCCAACCCGGCCCCCGACGAUCUCCCUUGGUGGAGCAUCCCGCAGUCCGGCUCUGGACCCGGGGCCUCCGGGGUUCCCGGGGGCAGCCUCUCCAGCGCCUGUGCUGGGGGUCCCCACACCCCGCGCUUCCCAGCCUCAGCGGCCGCCGCUGCCGCCGCCGCCGCCGCCCUGCAGCGGGGCCUAGUGUUGGGCCCGUCGGACUUUGCGCAGUACCAGAGCCAGAUCGCUGCGCUGCUGCAGACCAAGGCCCCCCUGGCGGCCACGGCCAGGAGGUGCCGCCGCUGCCGCUGCCCCAACUGCCAGGCGGCGGGCGGCGCCCCCGAGGCGGAGCCGGGUAAAAAGAAGCAACACGUGUGCCAUGUGCCGGGCUGCGGCAAGGUGUACGGCAAGACGUCGCACCUGAAGGCGCACCUGCGCUGGCACACGGGCGAGCGGCCCUUCGUGUGCAACUGGCUCUUCUGCGGGAAGAGCUUCACGCGCUCAGACGAGCUGCAGCGGCACCUGCGGACUCACACGGGCGAGAAGCGCUUCGCCUGUCCCGAGUGUGGCAAGCGCUUCAUGCGCAGCGACCACCUGGCCAAGCACGUCAAGACUCACCAAAAUAAGAAGCUUAAAGUUGUCGAGGCCGGCGUCAAGCGGGAGAACCCCAGAGACCUGUGAGCGCCCCCGGACGCUGUUCCGAUCACUCCAGCCUAGGGUUCCCCUCCACACACCCCCUGCAGAAGGACUUUUGCCAUUGCCCAAAGUGGGGACUGGCUCCCAGCUUCCUUGGCCCUGGAACAGAGUAGGCCAGGGAGACCCCGUUGGGAACUGGUGCCAGUGGGGUCAUGGUUAAGAGCCCCUGGAUUGUGCCAGGAUGAAUCCACAAAGUCCGCACCGUUGCCACCGCCCGGGAGACCUGCAGUUUGGGAGUACUACCCUGGGCCUUGUAGAUAGGACACGCUGCUGAAUAAAAGCCGAAAGACCUUGAGAGAUUGAAACUGUUUUCACCAGGACCGCUCCAGGCUUUGUACAGGUUAUUUAAUAAUAGCUUUGUUAAAGAGUAAUUAUAAUUACGACAUUAAUGUUUGUUUUGUCUUCAGCUCCACGCAGAGCUACAGCAUGAUGUGUCUCUGUAAAGCGAUCAGCGAUUGCAGCGUGAAAAUAAAUACGUUAA
Messenger RNA from Dipodomys ordii (Ord's kangaroo rat), 2069 nucleotides. RefSeq names its product Sp5 transcription factor (gene Sp5). Gene Ontology annotation, molecular function: DNA-binding transcription factor activity, RNA polymerase II-specific; RNA polymerase II cis-regulatory region sequence-specific DNA binding. The transcript is spliced from 2 exons. The record is from RefSeq and is a predicted model, not a curated record. Gene Ontology annotation, biological process: regulation of transcription by RNA polymerase II. Lineage: Eukaryota; Metazoa; Chordata; Mammalia; Rodentia; Heteromyidae. The coding region runs from base 371 to 1573 and encodes 400 amino acids.